AUGUUGCGUAUUUUCUUCUCGCUAAACCAAACUACCAACGAUGCAGAACUUACAGAGGGUUUUGCAUACGGUCUCCUUUCUGUGCUCAACGCACACUUCCGGACCGUAUUCGGUAUUACCAAACUCCAGAGUGCUUUUUUACAGCUGGCAUACUUUGGCACUCAUUCCGUGUGGGCACCAUUCGCUGGUGUAAUUAUUGGACGGAUAGGAUACAAUGUGACUUCUGAUUCUAUAUGUGCCUCCACGUUGGCCUUGUACUCGAUUGGCCUUCAAGCUUCGGGUGCCAUAUUCUGUUGGCCAUCAACGAAAUUCGAGCCGUAUGGAGGAUUCGUCGGGAGCAUAUUUGCAACUGGGUACGGUCUUUGGACGCUCGAGGUUGCUGCGAACUCCUGCAUAACUGCACUUGGCACACCUCAGAAUGAUGCUGCGGCUCGUUUGAAAUUUAGUCAUGAAUUACGAGCCGUCAUAACCUUUGUCAGAUCUUUGAUUGCUUCACGCUGGUUUAUCACUGGUGCUAAUGCGACCAGCUUUGGAACCGUAUAGACUGUGGUCUGUUUGUCCACACUAGAGUCUCUUCAGGGUCGAUCUCGCGGUUGUUUAUGCCAUGUAAGAUCCAUGUUUUGUCCUAACCUCUAUUCAGUGGUAUUGUCGUUGACCGGACGAGGAAGAGCGGAUUCACAUCCGCAACCGCAACGAGCUGUCCGCUGUGCAUGCAGCUGAUUGCCAUCUAACCGAUUUGCUUCCCGAUGACGCUAAAGGACGCUCGAACAGUGGGAGAGUAUCCAGUGACGCAUUGAUUGCGGUCGCAUGAGAAGUGGGGGAUGUCGACCAUGAUGGAGGAAGAGUAUACCACGACCCC
This is a messenger RNA of Suillus subalutaceus, 859 nucleotides long. RefSeq lists its product as uncharacterized. The transcript is spliced from 7 exons. Lineage: Eukaryota; Fungi; Basidiomycota; Agaricomycetes; Boletales; Suillaceae. The coding region runs from base 1 to 543 and encodes 180 amino acids. The record is from RefSeq and is a predicted model, not a curated record.